AUGGCCGGUUUUGCCGUCGACCUCCUGGGCUUGAGAGUCUUCAUUGUGUGCGUAGGACUCGUGGGCAAUGUGUUUCUCAUCCUCGCCAUCAUUCAGACCAAGCUCACCCGAGUGAAAUCCUUCGAGUUGUUUCUCUUGGGGCUGGCCGCGGCCAACUUGGAGGAAAUUAUCAUCGUGAUCGCCAUCGACGUCGUCGUCCUCCAGGCCUCCUCCGACGCCGCCGUCGACACUUGGUCGUGCCGCUCGCUCAAGUUCCUGACCAAGUUCGGGGAGAUCGCCAGCAUCCUCUUCACAGUCCUCAUCAGCGUCUUCCGCCAGCAGAAGCUGAGAGACGCCGAAAAGAGGGCCAACCAGCCGAUCUGCCUGGACGCCAUCCGGUCGGCGUGGAUGGCGAGCGGGGUCUGCGUGCUGCUCGCCGCGCUGCUCAGUCUCCCCAUUUUCUUCAUCGUCCCCGAAGGUGCGGCGGGUAACGCCACGAGCAACGCCACGGGCAACGUCAGCGGCUGCCCGCUGGACUUCUUUCAGUGCAGCGAAGACCACUGCCCCGCGGUCAACGGCGUUUACAAAUACCUGUUCCUCCUGCUGUGCAACGUGCUGCCCCUGGCCGUCGUCACGGUGACCGGUUGCCUCAUCCUCGCGGUGCUGCUGGGCCAGAGGGCGAAGGUGACACCGGCGUCCGGCGUCCGGAGGAGCGGAGGUUCGAGUCUCCAUCGGAGCACCGUGGCGGUGCUGGCGGCCAUGGGGUUGUUCCAGGUGGACUGGACUCUCUACCUGAUCCUCGAGCUGACCGGGAUCCCCACCGACUUUCCCUUUUGGGCCGAAGCCGAGUUCCUCAUCUCGUUUUCCUACACGUCCAUCAGUCCGUACGUGUACGGGAUGGGGAAUAACCUGUUCUCUCUCAGGAACUUUAGAAAGAAGUAA
Messenger RNA from Cyclopterus lumpus (lumpfish), 921 nucleotides. RefSeq lists its product as uncharacterized. Gene Ontology annotation, biological process: neuropeptide signaling pathway. Gene Ontology annotation, molecular function: neuropeptide binding; G protein-coupled receptor activity. The transcript has a single exon. The record is from RefSeq and is a predicted model, not a curated record. Lineage: Eukaryota; Metazoa; Chordata; Actinopteri; Perciformes; Cyclopteridae. Bases 1 to 921 code for a protein of 306 amino acids. Gene Ontology annotation, cellular component: neuron projection; membrane.